This is a messenger RNA of Aspergillus candidus, 1359 nucleotides long. RefSeq names its product oxidoreductase, short chain dehydrogenase/reductase family. Lineage: Eukaryota; Fungi; Ascomycota; Eurotiomycetes; Eurotiales; Aspergillaceae. The record is from RefSeq and is a predicted model, not a curated record. Gene Ontology annotation, cellular component: cytosol. The transcript has 5 exons. Gene Ontology annotation, molecular function: oxidoreductase activity. Bases 106 to 1059 code for a protein of 317 amino acids.
CGGUCGCCUACACCUAUGAUAUAAUCCCGAGGCCCUUCAUCAACCCCUCCAUCUCUCCCCGAUCUUCUCGACCCCUGCUUUUCCAAGUUCCUACAUCAACUAUAUAUGAAGUAUCUCCAAGCAUAUCGCAGCUCAAUUGGAUUCCUGCGACACAUCACCUCUCCCGCAUUCCAUUCCGGCUCCUUCCCCGCACUCCGAACCAACCCUUUCGUUUCCGCCGCCCAACCGAGGUUCACCGCACGCACAAUGGCAACGGCAAUGGCAAAGCGCCUUGAAGGCAAGACGAUCGUCGUGACGGGUGCAUCAUCCGGUAUUGGUCGCAGCACGGCCAAGGAGUUUGCUCGCACCGCGCCCAAGAACCUGAAGCUUAUCGUGACGGCGCGCCGUCUCGAGUCGCUGCAGCAGUUGGCGCAGGAGAUCAAGGAGGAGGUCGGCGACGGCGUCCAGACCUUGCCUGUGAAGUUGGAUGUGAGCAACCAAGAGGAGGUCAAGAACUUUGUGUCGUCCUUGCCGGCGGAAUUCCAGGACAUCGAUGUCUUGGUCAAUAAUGCUGGUCUCGUCAAGGGCGUUGCCAAGGCUCCGGAGAUCGCCCAGGAGGAUAUCGACACCAUGUUCCAGACCAAUGUCAACGGACUGAUCGGGAUGACCCAGGCGGUUCUCCCCAUCUUCAAGAAGCGGGAGGAUGGUGGCCGUGGCGAUAUCAUCAACAUUGGAAGCAUUGCGGGCCGCGAGGCGUACGCUGGUGGCAGCAUCUACUGUGCCACCAAGGCUGCCGUCAAGUUCUUCACGGAAGCUCUGCGGAAGGAGCUGAUCGCGUCGAGAAUCCGCAUCAUUGAGGUCGACCCGGGCCAAGUGGAGACGGAGUUCUCCGUGGUGCGAUUCUACGGCGACAAGGCCAAGGCGGAUGCCGUUUACUCCGGCUGCGAGCCUCUGACGCCCGAUGAUAUCGCCGAGGUCGUUGUUUUCGCCGCUGGUCGGCGCGAAAACGUCGUGAUGGCGGAUACUUUGAUUUUCCCCAGCCACCAGGCGUCCCCGGGCCAAUUGCACAAGAAGAACUAAACCAAAUUAUAUGGCUAGGAGCUACGCAAAUGGCUUGAGUUAGAUGAAACAUGAACAUAGACUACCUCGCUGUAUAGUGCGAAAUAAACUUUGCAAAUGUUACACCGAGUGACACUCGAUCUCCACAAUCCCCAUCCCUCAUUUUUUGUUUAUCAUUCAAUUCAAAACGGUCCAGUUUCAGAGAUAGACAGCGUGUGAUCUGUGGUGUGUCAAAACAUGGAAUGUUCCCAAUCGAAUCUCGAUUCUUGGAUGUGAACUGCAGUCUAUAGGCUAUACAUAUGAAUGCUUACGCCAUGGACA